This is a messenger RNA of Anguilla rostrata (American eel), 1293 nucleotides long. RefSeq names its product RNA-binding protein 8A-like. Gene Ontology annotation, cellular component: exon-exon junction complex; cytoplasm; nucleus. Lineage: Eukaryota; Metazoa; Chordata; Actinopteri; Anguilliformes; Anguillidae. The record is from RefSeq and is a predicted model, not a curated record. The transcript is spliced from 6 exons. Bases 101 to 619 code for a protein of 172 amino acids. Gene Ontology annotation, biological process: RNA splicing. Gene Ontology annotation, molecular function: mRNA binding.
UUGUGAAAUAGGCCUAUAGAAAAAGAAAUGCUUCUACAAUAUCCCAUAAUUCCUCGAAUUUCUACGCAAACCAGCGAACCAACAACACAAGGCGGACAUCAUGGCGGACGUACUGGACCUACACGAAGCGGGAGGCGAGGAUUUUCCUAUGGAUGAGGAUGAGAGCAUCCACAAAUUGAAAGAAAAGGCAAAGCGGAGAAAGGGACGAGGAUUUGGAUCGGACGACGCGGCCCGGUCACGAGUGCGUGAGGAUUACGACACAGUAGAACAGGACGGCGAUGAGCCUGGGCCACAGCGAUCGGUGGAGGGCUGGAUCCUCUUUGUGACCGGGGUGCACGAGGAGGCCACUGAAGAGGACAUCCAUGACAAAUUUGCAGAGUUCGGGGAGAUCAAGAACCUGCACCUGAACCUGGACCGGAGAACAGGCUACCUGAAGGGAUACGCGCUGGUGGAGUACGAGACCUACAAGGAGGCCCAGGCGGCCAUGGAGGGGCUGAAUGGACAGGACAUGAUGGGGCAGCCAAUCAGCGUGGACUGGGGCUUUGUUAGGGGCCCGCCCAAGAGCAAGAGGAGGGGUGGGCGGAGACGCAGCAGAAGCCCUGACAGGAGGCGGCGCUGAUUCCCGCCAUCCGCUCUGCUAUUGGCCGAAACAGUGUCGCUGAACCCUUCCUCAUCCAAUCGGAGAGAGCGACACAACCAAUUUUGCAUUUUUAAGUCGACGAUUGUGAAUUCACCACUUAACAGUGAAAUUUGGCGUUUUCAUGCCUUUCAUUUUUUUUUCUUUAUUGUUUUUCUAGAUCUUACCGAUAUGUAGCAUGUCAUACACCUUUUUUUAAUGUUCCAUUUCUAAAGCGGAUAUACCGUGCUUCGUGUACCUAGCAGAGCUGUGUGAGUACCUCGUCCUCUAUACUCAAUACUGAAGAGCAGUAUAUAAGUAUAUAUCACAGUGGGUCUAACUGGUGUGUGUGCUGUAUGCCAUCUUUCCUCAAACCAACAUGACAGUAGUUUGUUUUGGACCAAAGCGACAAGUACCUGAAUUUAUCCAAAAAGAAAAACAAGUCAGCUUUUGUACGAGGAAAACAAUGGGGGGAAGUGUAGGAUUUGUAGUUCCUUUGUUUAUUCCCAUUUGUAGGCCACUUGUUAACAGUGGCUGUUUCUGUGUAACUUAGCUGAAUUUUGUUUUGAGGCUGAACUUUUUUUUUUUUUUCCGCAAGUCUGUAAGUUUUGUAAGUGUAAGUAAAUGGUUUUGUUUAACUUUUGACAUGCUGAAUUAAAUGUCCUUGAAAUCCACAA